Humulus lupulus (European hop) is the source of this 1167-nucleotide messenger RNA. Its product is annotated as protein FAR1-RELATED SEQUENCE 5-like. Lineage: Eukaryota; Viridiplantae; Streptophyta; Magnoliopsida; Rosales; Cannabaceae. The transcript is spliced from 4 exons. The record is from RefSeq and is a predicted model, not a curated record. Gene Ontology annotation, biological process: regulation of DNA-templated transcription. Bases 1 to 1167 code for a protein of 388 amino acids.
AUGACUAGUUACGAAAAUGGUUUGGAAGCUGAACAAGAAGAUACAAAAUCCUUAUCUUCUGAACAUGAAGUAGACCCUGCUGGGGGAACACGUUUGGAAGAGACAAAUGAUGAAGAUGUACCAGAAGACAAUGUUGAAUGUGGCAUUACUGAAGAAUGGACCGAACCUGAUAUUGCGCAAUGGAGGAGCUUGCUUCAAUUUUUGGAUAUUGACAAAGAACCAGAACAUAUUCAGUUUUCGGACUUCGAAGGGAAGGAGUUUGUUGAUUACCAAUUAUUUGGUAAUUGUUUGGCUUUUGAUUCUACUUACAAAAUCAAUAGGUACGGAAAGCCAUUAGUAAUACUACUUGGGUCUAAUAAUCAUGACAAAACGUGUGUGUUUGGAGCUGCACUUCUUGAUAAUGAGACUUCAACCACAUAUGAUUGGGUAUUGGAAAGAUUUUUAGAGUGCAUGGGUGGUAAGAUGCCGUCAGUAGUUUUGACGGACGGUUGCAAAGUAAUGAACAAAGCACUGGAUAAUAUUAUGCCUGGCGUUCCACAUCGUAUUUGCUCGUGGCACAUACUAAAAAAUGCAAUGCACCAUGUACACAAUAUAGCAUUCCAUCAAGAAUUGAAGAAAUUUAUUUUCAGGUAUUACAAGGAGGAAGAAUGGGAGGAUAAUUGGAAAGUGACUGUGAAUAAAUAUAGAUUGACAGGAAAUGCAUGGGUGGAAGCACAAUAUGGCACAAGAAAGCAGUGGGCAGAUACUUUUCUGCGUGGUAUUUAUUUUGGUGGAGCUACUGCUACCGGUAGAUGCAAAUCUAUGAAUGCAUUCUUGAAAAGAGAUUUGCAAAAUAAAAUACCAUUGUGGAUGUUUAUACGACACUUUGACCAUGCUUUAUCUAUGUUACGUUACAACGAGAUGAAAGAACACUACAAAACUAAUUUGAAUGAACCCGUUUUGAACCAGACAACUAUGUCGUGUGUGGAGGAUGAAAUUUCUUCAAUUUUCACGAGGGAAAUUUUUACAAGGAUAAGAAAGGAGAUACGGCGUGGCGAUAAUUAUAUUGUCCUAAAGGAGGAUAAGAUACCAGGUUACACUCUUUGUUUGGUGAAAAAAUAUAUUGGUUCUGGAUUAAAGCGCAAAGUGUUAAUCUCCAACGAUGGGGAUGAUGUACGAUGGGGAUGA